Marmota flaviventris (yellow-bellied marmot) is the source of this 1680-nucleotide messenger RNA. The record is from RefSeq and is a predicted model, not a curated record. NCBI's taxonomy places the organism in Eukaryota, Metazoa, Chordata, Mammalia, Rodentia, Sciuridae.
AUGGCUAGAGAGUCGAGGGAAAGCACAGCCCUGGAUGACCACUCUGCAGACGACCAGAUGGGGCUUCUGGUCAUAAAGGUGAAGGAGGAAGAGGCCUCUGCCUUUGCAGAGGAAGCCAGUUUGCCCUGCAGCCCCGACCAGGGCAAGGAACACUGCCGCCAGCGCUUUCGUGCUUUCUGCUACCCUGAGACAGCAGGACCCAAAGAGGUGCUGAGCCAGCUCCGAGAGCUCUGCCGACAGUGGCUGAGGCCUGAGAUGCACAGCAAAGAGCAAAUCCUGGAGCUACUGGUGCUGGAGCAGUUCCUGACCAUCCUGCCCAGGGAACUGCAGAACUGGGUGCGGAAGCAGCAUCCAGAGAGUGGGGAGGAGGUGGUGGUACUGUUGGAGUAUUUGGAAAAGCAGCUGGAUGAGCCCACACUGCAGGUCCCAGGUGAUGACCAGGGGCAAGAAUUGCUCCGUUGCAAGGUGGCACUGUUGACACCAACCCUAGAGUCACAAAAUAGCCAAGUCCCACCAGUGAAGGCUCUGCUCAAGUGUGAAUCUUUGCAAUGCCAGCCCUUACAAGAUAGAGAGUGUCUUUCCUUCUUAGUUGCCCAGGGAGACAGCUGCAGAGAAGACACCGUGUUAGCUGCCAGGCUCACUCUAGAGUCCCGGGGGAUGCUGAAAACAGAAGAUGUGGACUUGACUCUGACCCCUGAGUGGACACAGGUGGAUUCAUCUCAGGUGAAUCUCUACAGAGAUGAAAGGCAGGAAAACUGUGACAGCCUGAUCUCCCUGGCUGGUGAAAUGCAGACUAAGAUUGGAGAUUUGCCUCUAGCUGAGGAACAUCCAGAACAAGAUCCUGGGAAGAUACCAUGCCACCAGGGUGAAGAUGUUGCCCAAAUGCCUAUGUAUGCAAAAGCUAGUGAACAGGAGGCCAGAUUACACAGAAAGCAGAAAAAUGCCACAGGGAGUAGGCGACACAUUUGCCAUGAAUGUGGAAAAAGUUUUGCUCAAAGUUCAGGCCUGAGUAAGCACAGAAGAAUCCACACUGGAGAGAAGCCCUAUGAAUGUGAGGAGUGUGGCAAAGCCUUUGUUGGAAGCUCUGCCCUUGUCAUUCAUCAGAGAGUUCACACUGGUGAGAAGCCAUAUGAGUGUGAAAAAUGUGGCAAGGCCUUUAGUCACAGCUCAGACCUAAUCAAACACCAGAGAACUCACACUGGGGAGAAGCCCUAUGAGUGUGAUGACUGUGGAAAAACCUUCAGCCAGAGCUGCAGCCUCCUUGAACAUCACAGAAUUCAUACCGGGGAGAAGCCAUACCAGUGCAACAUGUGUGGCAAGGCCUUUAGGCGGAGUUCUCAUCUCCUGAGACAUCAGAGGAUCCACACUGGGGAAAGAAAUAUUCAGGAACCUGACUGGGAAGGUCAAGGUAGAAUGGAAAGCCAGUGGGAAAAUGUUGGAACUCCUGUGUCUUAUAAGUGUAAUGAAUGUGAAAGAAGUUUUACUCAGAAUACAGGCCUUAUUGAACAUCAAAAAAUUCAUACUGGGGAGAAACCCUAUCAGUGUGAUACAUGUGGAAAAGGCUUCACCCGAACUUCAUACCUUGUUCAACAUCAAAGAAGCCAUGUAGGAAAAAAAAAUUCUGUCUUAGUGACCGGUGCUGUACAUACUAAAGUUGGAGUUCAUUUGUCAUUAAACUGA